AUGGGGAGUGCCGCGUCAACUUGCAGCGAAGGUGGUAGUGGCAAACCGCACGCGGUGGUGGUGUGUCACUCGUCCCAGAACGAUCCGUUGCGAGGUCUUCUUAAAGACGGAGGAGAGAUCAACAAUGUUGACGACGUUGUGAUCAUUACCGACUCGUACCCACGUGAUCGCCAGCAACGCGCCGGCAUGAUUUCUCGAGUUCAAACAGCUUUCGUUGCGAUUGACCCAAUGCUUCAACGCAGUUCUGAACUAAUCGAGACCCUGUCUUAUCUCAAGGACCAGAGGAAGACGGUCAUCUCCGGACCGUUGACAUUCUUUUCUCGACCGUCAGGUGCUAUUGGUGCAGUGUGUCUCGCACUCAAUCAAUGGGAUCCGCUGUUAUUUGCCGAACCCUCGAGACUAGCAUACUGGGCAGAGAAAUACGCGCUUCUGACCCGCUCUGAAGCGAACGAUAUAGAUGAUACCAGCGAUGAGUUGGAGGGCGUCAAUGUUAACACGUCCUGUGCUGUCGAGACCUCAUUGUCUCCGCACAUCUUCUUCGUGUUCUGCAUCGACGACACUGGAGAAUCUGAGCGUGUAAUCGAGAAGUUUGCGCACGCUAAGCUCGUCCCCGGAGGAAUUUCAUUGGAUGGAGAAGUUAUUCGCUGCCAGCACAACAUACAGAGUGAUCUCACCGCUCUUAGAGAAGCAAGUGUGGUUGUCUUCGUCAUCACAGAGGCCUGCACUGCUGAAGAUGAUAAUGCGAUGUGUUUUCGUCAGUUGUUUGAACACGCAUUAGCGUGGAAUAUACCGCUGCUUCCUAUCAAAGAACAGCGUGCAUCACUUCGUGGAUGGUUAGCACUAGCUAUGGCAGGACGGCUCUGGUACCAGGUCGACGCAACCAAUCUUGAGCUUGUUGAUACACCAUACGCGAAUAUCCCCGAUUGUCCUUGUAAAGUCAAGGAUUCUUGUCUGGCAACAGACUUUGUGGUGUGUGCGAACGGUCUCUUGUUAGCUCCACAUCGAACACUGGAGCGCUCGCAGAUCGCGUCACGUGAAAACGCAGCGAUAAGCAUUGCCAAGGAACGAGCUCAAGUCCUUGGACUCUCGAGUAUUGCCAUUGGUUCGUUGUGUCGACGAGUAGGAGAGUUGGUAAACCCCGGUGAUGAUGACAGCAUCAGAAGCUUGGACGAGCUGGGAGUUGCUACAACACGAGAAGCUGUUGAAAUUGAAGCCACAGGUCAUUUGGACGAACCGAAACCCGUAGAUUUACUACCAGCGGAACAAACCGAAGAGACCAAGUCUCUCCAGCCUUUAUCAGAUAUCCACUACGAAGUCACUAGACAGGGUUUCGUGGCGCCACCGGCUGUAUUAAACAAUGAUGGACUGCCGAUUAUCGGGCUUCAACUGGAUGCCAUGUUCUCGUACCAAUGGGGGUCACAGCACACUGUGUUAAAAAUCCACCAACAGGGCCAAGUACAUAAUUUGCGAGCGUGGUUCGAUGUGUAUGGCCACAUGCAAGGCAACGUGAACUCUGCGAUGGCUGCAGCUGUGGAGAGUGUAGCUUGUAUGGUUGUCUUCCUCACAAAGGCUUAUCUUGUAUCUGUAAAUUGUCACCUCGAGUUUGCGUACGCCACUCGCUGCCGAAAGCCAAUGAUAUUCGCGUUUCUUGAGGACCCAGAGACACUGGACUUACCUGACUGGGUCGUUGACGUAGCUGGUACCACACAAUUCAACGUGUAUCCAAGCCUGGUAAAAGAGAGCCUCGACGAACCCAGUCGUGUGCUGGCACUGGAUAUGCGAGCUGAACGAGUACGAGGAGUACCCAUGACAGACGUCCUUUUCGGAGCAAUACGAAAACUGGCAGCUUGCCGUGCUAAUUCAUCAGUCCCAAUCGUGUACGAUGGGAGCCUCUUGCUAUACGCUACAACCAGCGCACUUCAUUACGCCCUCGAGAAUGAAAAACGAGACAAUAAAAGCGAGGGUACUGGGGUACGUUCAGAGACAACAGUUUGUACACGUUGUGGUGCCGCCUUCGUUUAUGAAAUCACAGCCAGUCUUGAAGGUUGUCGACGUCAUACUGCGUACUACGUCGGCGGCACACUAAUUGCUGGGCGGUGGGCUUGUUGCCAGGAGACUGACCGCGAUGGGCCUGGGUGUCAACAAGCGCAACACAUGGCGGCUGGCCGUAUCUGGACGAUGGAACCAACUUACGGCACAUACACAUACGAACCAAACCCGUAGGAAAGUACUGUAGCGAUUGAUUUUUUUAACCACUUAAGUAUUGAGACAUAUACUUGAACGCUUUUUGUCACUGGUGGGCAGUGAUGCUGGUCA
Phytophthora nicotianae INRA-310 is the source of this 2316-nucleotide messenger RNA. RefSeq lists its product as hypothetical. The record is from RefSeq and is a predicted model, not a curated record. The coding region runs from base 1 to 2223 and encodes 740 amino acids. The transcript has a single exon. Gene Ontology annotation, biological process: intracellular signal transduction. NCBI's taxonomy places the organism in Eukaryota, Oomycota, Peronosporomycetes, Peronosporales, Peronosporaceae.